AUGACGGUACACUCGCAUUCGGGAGAGAAGGUUCCGUCGCGAAAUGUAGGCGGUGUUGGUUUCGUUGUGCACCCAUCUGUCGUCCAUCUCGUCGAUUCUCACGAGAUCCGUCACCUCGUCUGGCCAUUCUUCGCCUCCACCCUCUGCGCCAAAAAUCCAUCAGUAUCAUCAACUGCUAUUCACCAACAUCAGCAGCUGAUGAUCCGAAUGGACGCGUUUUACGAGGAGCUGGAGGAACCACACGAUGGAAAAGAACAUCUGCUAUCGGCAACGAAGGAGAAAGAAGUCGUCUACGACGAUUGCGUACUCGAGGACUCCCUGUCCCAAGGUGACUGGCACAUCGAGGAGGACCCAAACGUGGACUACGAGAUGCUGCUCAGAGGAUUACGAGCCUGUGCUGAACGUGCCUCGAAGUCGCGCACGACAAACUUGGAUCGAAUUUCGAAGACCACCAAGGAAUUGUUAGGAAGAAGAAGGGCUUUGAGGCUUGAUCCGAAUGCAUCGCACAUUGAGCGGCAGAAGAAGAUUCUAGAAGCAGCACAAAGAAGAACGAGUCUAAAGAAGUGCCGCAGGGAUCUCCGCGAAUAUAAUGUUCCGCUAGCAACCUUGCUGAGCGAAGACGGGACUCGCACGUCUUCUCGUCGUGGGAUGGAAAUCAUUACGGAGAGGUUCUACUCGAACCUUUUCCGUUCAUCCACUCCUGUGUCAAGCCCAAUCAUCCCCACUGGCGAAGCUCCACCACGGAUUCUCCCUUCGGAAGUACGAGUCGCUAUCAAGAGCAUGAAACCUGGCACAGCCCCGGACCUGAUUUUAUUUCAGCAGACUUUCUUCGGGCUGAAAGAAAGGAUCCCAGACCAGUGGAAGACCUCGCGAACCGUUCUUAUCCAUAAGAAAGGUGACCGAGAGGACCUUCGGAACUACCGUCCGAUAUGCUUGCUGAGCGUGUUAUACAAAGUAUUCACCAAGAUCAUCCUCACACGCAUAUCUAGGACGUUGGAUGAAGCCCAGCCUCAAGAACAAGCUGGAUUCCGCCAAGGGUUCAGCUGCUUGGACCACAUCCAGACCGUGUCGAGGGUCAUAGAGGUUUGUCGGGAAUACCGCCUGCCCCUUGUUCUAACCUUCGUCGACUAUGAGAAAGCCUUUGACAGCGUAGAAACGAAUGCAAUACUGUCAGCGCUGGUCGAUCAAGCUUUUCCACCGCCCUCUCACCAUACCCAUUGGAAAGGGGUACGACAAGGCGAUACUAUAUCGCCGAAGCUGUUCACGGCUGCAUUGCAAUGGAUAAUGAAAUCACUAUCCUGGGAAGAAAGGGGCAUACGUGUUGAUGGAAGAUUUCUUUCGAACCUUCGUUUCGUGGACGACAUCGUUCUCUUUUCGAGCAGUACCAAUGAAGCAGAAACGAUGCUUAACGAAUUGAACGAAGCAGGGAAGAGAAUAGGACUACGAAUAAACCGAAAGAAGACACAGUUCAUGAAGAACGCGCACUGCGAGGACGGAGGAGUACAACUUGAAGGUUCCCAAAUCGUGGAAACUCCGUCAUACGUAUACCUCGGACGUUCUAUGAACAUGGAAAACGACUUGAAGGAAGAACUGAAUAGAAGAAUGAGAGCAGCAUGGGCAGCAUUCGCAGCCGUCAGGGAAGCUACGGACCAACUGACGGACCAUGAUCUUCGUGCCCAUCUGUUCGACUCGACAGUCCUUCCAGCGCUCUGUUACGCAGCGGAGACGUGGGCAGACACCGCGGCCACGUCUAGGAAGCUACUUACUACCCACAGAGCCCUUGAGAGAUGUCUCCUGAAGUUUAACCGGCGCACACAACACCUUGCCGGUCUUCGUAGCUCCGACUUAAGAGGAAUGUCCCGUCUUCGCGACCCAGCGGAAUAUGUAUCGAAAGCAAAACAUAGAUGGGCCGGUCACAUCAUGAGAAGAAUCGACGAUAGAUGGACUAAAAGAACGCUAGAGUGGAUCCCAAGGACGCUAAACGCCCCCGAGGAGACCGCCAACGAGAUGGAGUGA
Molecule: messenger RNA, 2016 nt
Organism: Necator americanus (New World hookworm)
Lineage: Eukaryota; Metazoa; Nematoda; Chromadorea; Rhabditida; Ancylostomatidae
Exons: 5
Coding region: 1-2016 (671 amino acids)
Source: RefSeq, a predicted model, not a curated record